This is a messenger RNA of Scedosporium apiospermum, 1911 nucleotides long. RefSeq lists its product as uncharacterized. The coding region runs from base 1 to 1911 and encodes 636 amino acids. The transcript is spliced from 3 exons. The record is from RefSeq and is a predicted model, not a curated record. Lineage: Eukaryota; Fungi; Ascomycota; Sordariomycetes; Microascales; Microascaceae.
AUGUCAGAGCCUCAGGGAUCGCUUCCGGCCCCGGCCUCGGGAGUACGAUCUCAAUAUCAGCACUUCGUACCUCAAUUCCUCCUCAAGAACUUCGCGCACAAAUACGCACCCCCGGACCAAGACAACACCGACUCCAACAAGGAGAAGAAGAAUAAGAAGAAUAAGAAGAAGAAGCAGAAAGGCCAGAAGUACGAAAAGGGGAUGUACCCGGGGGACCCUGUUGUAUACAACCUCGAUCUCGAGCAAGAUGUCCUCUCCAUCCAAGAGACCCCGGUGGGCCGUAUCCUUGGUGAAGUGGAUAUGUACCGCGACCCUGACAAGCCUACAAAGGAGCAGCAGCGUAUUGAGGAAAAGUUUCGCGGCUUGGAGCGGACAGUGUGUGGCAUAUUCAGAAGAAUGGUAAAGGAAUUGGAAGAUUCGAAAAGGGGCGUGAUGCUCACUCGUCUCGAAAGAGAUCUUGUCCGAAAGUUCCUCUUCUUGCUCAAGUAUCGAGGUCCUGGAUUUCGCAGACGAUUCAACCACUCCGUCCCGGAUACUUACUCGGAGAACGACAGAGUCCUCAUCCUCGAAUAUAUGGAAAAACGUGGAUACAGUCGACCUUUGGACGUCUGGUUUGAGGGCCUUGGAGCCAUCAUUGACCUGGACAUGAACAAAACAACCAGGGAAUGGACCAAAACCCUAAUGUCGACAAUGUUCUUUCCGGAUGCCGUGUGGUUCGCAUCGCACAUCGACAUGUCCUUCAUGGCCUUGUGCACUGUGGCCGAUGAUGAAGAUGAGUACGUUCUCACCGACCACAGCUACAACGUAUUUGAAGGCCCGAACUCCUUCGUCAGAGACCCGAAGACAGGAAAAAUCGAAGGUGGUGCCUGCCGCCGGUUCCACGAGUUUGCGCCCAUUUCCCCUAAACUCAUGCUCGUUCUCCGAAGCAAUGACCUCCCUUACCGAGGUGAACGUCUUGACCAUGAGAGCCGACAGAACCUCCGAAGGGUACAUGAGGCAAGCCUGCAGCAAUGGGCCGUGCAGCCCAAAUCUAUCUUGCAUAGUCUGCCUGUUGGGAAAGCCGAAACCUCGAAUCCAUACAUUAUCUAUCACGGCAAAGUUCAGCCCGAGUGGAAACCCAAAAAGGACGAUAGAUGCAGGAAUGUCGUGUUCGGCACAAGGGAAGGGUUUUUUCGCAUUUUAGAGGACUACAUGACUUCCACUACGCCCCAUCACAAGGUCUUGGGCGGUGAUACUGUUUCUAGCGGUCGGCGGCUGCUUGGGAAGUUCGAGGCUUUACUAAAGGCUCUUGGUUCUGAGGGGACUUGCUAUAUCCCCCCCGAAGAGCCGACCGAGACGGUAGAUGAUUACGACAAAUUCAUGGAAGUCCAUAUACAAAAAAACCGCUACUUUACGGAGCUUCUUCAAGACAAGAGCAGAGAGUUCAAAGUUGAAGAGCUCUUGGAACAUAUCCCAGAGGCGUCCGAAUAUGUGGACUUACCAGAGUUCCGCAAAGCAGCUGGUCGACGCCCAAAGCCUCCCAGGCCUUCAGGACUCGAAUACCUCGACUUAUUCGCUUCGAAGAUAGACGAAUUUUACGAAAUGAUGCCUCAGGGUAUGGAGGUUGGGGGAGUUUACGGCGUUCUUGGCGGGCAUACACGGACAAUAUUCUACGACAUGAACCAGGCGCUCAGGAUGCUAGUUCUAAGGAUAAAAAUCGACGCAUGGUCCCACGGCAUCGACGAGCGAACCCGAGUCUUCAACCGCGAAUACCUCACGAAUUUGUACCUGCACCUGCCUCCCCGUCGCUUCUAUUUCUAUCUGCAGUUGUGUCGAAGAAUGCACGCCGAUGAACCGGAUUAUGACAUUGAGAUAUCUACUAGCUCUAAUUUGAUGCCUAGCCCUGAGGAAUGCAUCGCAAUGGGUAAGUAG